This is a messenger RNA of Cavenderia fasciculata, 3564 nucleotides long. Its product is annotated as carbohydrate-binding domain-containing protein. Gene Ontology annotation, biological process: sexual reproduction. Lineage: Eukaryota; Evosea; Eumycetozoa; Acytosteliales; Cavenderiaceae. The transcript is spliced from 4 exons. The coding region runs from base 1 to 3564 and encodes 1187 amino acids. The record is from RefSeq and is a predicted model, not a curated record.
AUGACAACAGUAACAGUAAGAUCUAAAGUGACCAUAUCACUCUUUAUAACUACUGUUUUAUUGUUUAUUAUUAUAAACUUUAAUGUUGUUCAAUCACAAACACCAGCACCUAUAUUUCUUCAUGGUGAACCAAAAUUUUUGACACAAAGAUAUUGCAAGUAUGAUCAGUCGAGUGAUGCUUUUGGAGAGUAUGCCGAAGGUUUUAUUUUGAUCAAUAAAACAAUCAACAAAGUGAUUGCAAAGGAUUUCAGUAUUCAAGGUGGAGUACCUGUAUUGUCAUCAAAAUCAUUUGUAAACUAUAAUUGGUACCCAGAACAAAUCCUUUAUGUCAAAGUUGCCAAUACUGUCCCAACUAUAAACAAUACAUUGUAUGUCACAUUGUCUGAUACAGUCACCCAAGAAGAUUGGUCUGUCAUGGUACCAGGAAUUUAUUGUAAUCGAUUCAAAGAUAAUAGUUUAAAAUUAAAAAGUAAUUCAUUGUCUGUUAAUGCUACUUGGGAUUCUGGAUUAUCAGUUGCUGUAUUCUUGGUAGAAUUUGAUCAAGUGCCAAUUGAUAAUAUUGGGUGUCAAGUUGAUGGAGGUGGGUCGAAUGCAAGAUUCAACUGUAUAUGUGCAGCAAAUGAUAGAGCGUACAUUGUAUUUCCAUCGGCAUCUAGGUUGAUGGUAAGAUGCUCGCUAGCACCUGUACCAAACAAAUUCAAUGGUUGGGAUAGUCCAGUGAUCGUCACAUUUACGGAUAGUGGUAGAAUCAAUAUUACAUCAGUAUCAACAACCGUCUCAUUUAUCAAUGUUUUGAAUGGACCUAGUACAACACUUAUCACCAAACCAACUGUUGAAUGGAAGAACAAAACAAGUGUGAAUGCAUACUCGGGAGUUGACCAUUUUGACCUAUACAUUAAUGCAUCGUUACUCAACAAUGACUUUAUCGUCUAUAGAUCAGAGGGUGGUGGCGCUGUCCCAUCAUCUGGCAAACAAACAUACCCAAACACUUACAAACCAGUGCUUGGUAAUCAAGAUAAUGCACUCUUGCACUUUGCAUUACCAUUGGCCAAGUCUACCAGUGGUACACCAAGUCCAUUCACAAACAGUAUCAUUAGUCAACUCAACAAUCAUACUAUUGACCCUCAAUACACAUACUUGUAUAAAUGGAGUAACACACAGUCAACUGACGCAACUGUUGUCACCAAUGGUACAGUCGUUACACCAUCUUGGAAGUCAUCAACUGGUAUUAUACCAUUUAUCACGGUCACACCCAAUACUUUGAUGGAUGGAUACCUGCCAACUUCAACUCGACCCUUCCCAUUUGGUCUAAAGUCUGGUGGUGUCAACUCUAACGGUUACCAAUAUGCAUUUGACCAACCACUGCCAUCAACCUAUCUAGCCAACAAGAUAUCAGUCACCAAUCCACAUGGUCAAGUCAUUACGGAUAAUGGUGUUGGAUGGAGAUUCACAAUGGCAUCACUUGCCGGUAACCAACAGACCAACUACCAAAUGGGUGAUGCCAUUCACAUGUAUUUCCAUCAGCCUGCUGUAGUGGCCAGUAUCCCCACCAUGGGUCUUGUCAACUUUACCGCCAAUGAUAUAGCGCAGUUGUACUGGUCGCCACCAACCGUCGGUGUCACUCUUGGUCCAGCCAAAUCAACUCUUUAUGUAAGACUCGAUCCCUACUUUAUCAACUUUCUCAAUAUCCGUGACGGUCCCGCCGUGCUCAUCUACAAUAAUCACAAAUCAGAUGUCUAUGAUUUGUCACAGUAUUUCAUGGGUAAAUAUGAAGGUGGUAUGUUAAAGAUUGAGGUGACCAUCAAACAGGGUACCUUUCCCGGUCCAGUAGAGUACUUUUUGGCAUCAUCAAGUGCCAACAUUACAAGAGAGAUGAUUGGUGCCAAUCCAAGAAUCGGAUUACAAAGUGCUACUCUUCAAGUACUCUGUCAAAAUGCCGACGAGAUGGGACCGGUCGUAGGUUGUAUUUCAGCACCCGACGAUUACAACUACACCAUCACAGCUACUUCACAAGACCAGUCUGUUCAACUAAGAUGGAUGGUCAAUAUCCAGGAUCGUCCAAGUGGUAUCAAUCUCCUUAAAAGCUAUGCAGUCAUCUCUAGUGACUUGGAUCCAACCCAACAUCGUGUCCAACUAACUCGUAUUAGUGGCGAUGACUUUAACGGCAAUUAUAAUGUAACCUAUGUGACUCGGUCUGGACCACCAACCGAACGAUUCAAACUCGACUUGGUAUUGACCGAUACACUCAAUAAUGUAGCUACAUCGAUCGUCGAACCAAACACUAUCAAUAUCGAUCCAUUCCUCAAUAUUGCUAGUUCAACCGAGAAUCUUGGUCGAUUCAUCACUGUCAACUAUCCAGUAGUCCAAGAUGACGAACCACCCACAAUCCUCGAUCUUACCCUAUCCAAUGCUCUGCCAAUCGACAGUUCCUACGAUAACCGUACACUAUCAUUCCAAUUUACACUAUCUGAUAGUGUGUCGGGUGUAUCACUCACCUCUCGUCCAACACUCUACCUUUCCGGACUUUAUAGCGAUCUUGCUAGCUGUGUAGGUGUUAUCAUCAGUCAAUCCAACACCAACGAGUCUGAUCCCAACCCAGGCAGCGUCACCUACCAAUGCAACGUCACUCUCGACUAUGGAUUUGGGUACCAAACCAGUCCCCUCAUCUCAAUCUAUGGCUACUCUGACAAUAACCGUAAUUUUGGUGGUCACACUUCCAAAGACCUUGAAGCCAAGGGAUUGUUGUCCAAGUUUGACAUUGUCAUGACAAACACCAAUCCCAUUGUCCUCUCAACCAGUGGUAUUCCCGAUGUCCCAGACGUGUCCAGAACAAUCACCAUCCGUGGCAGACGACUUAUCCCAACCGAAUCAUUCACCUUUACCAAAAUACUCUUGUCUGCCAACGGUGCACUCGUAUCGACCAUCACACCUUUCUUUUAUUCACAUAGUGUCAUUAUUGGCAGUGUCAGCACCAAUCUCUUCCAACCCACCGAUUCUCUUACCAUCCAACUCACAUAUACCUAUAGUCCUGGAGGAGGCGUUAUCAUCACUAAAACAUCCAAUAUAUUCCCACUUGUCUAUAGAGAAAUCAUCCCCUACAAUCCUCUACCAGAACCUCCUAUCAACUCUACAGCUGAUCCAAUCGAGUUUUAUAUCCCAUCAUUUAAUCAAUGUCCAAAUGCUAUUGCCCCUAUUCCAGAUACAUCUUCUGAUGAAAGUAGUAGUGGUAGCGGUAGUAAUAGUAAUAGUAAUAGUAAUAGUAAUAGUAAUAGUAAUAGUAAUAGUAAUAGUAAUAGUAAUAGUACUAGUAGUAGUAAUAGUGAUGAUGGAGGUGUUAUUAUUGUCGAUGAUGAUAAAGGUAAACUGUCAUCUGGAGCAAUUGCAGGUAUUGCCAUUGGAGGAGCUGUUGCACUUGCCGCAAUCAUCCUAGUCGCAUUACUCUUUGCCAGAAGAAGAAAGUUAAAGACACGUGGUGACGACGAUUCACAAGAAGUACCCAGAGUAGAGUUAAAGACAGUUCCAAUGUUUGUCGGAGGUAAAGUCAAUAAUAUCGAUCAAUUUUAA